Messenger RNA from Brachypodium distachyon (stiff brome), 2012 nucleotides. RefSeq names its product transmembrane protein 87A. The record is from RefSeq and is a predicted model, not a curated record. Gene Ontology annotation, cellular component: membrane; Golgi apparatus. The transcript has 5 exons. NCBI's taxonomy places the organism in Eukaryota, Viridiplantae, Streptophyta, Magnoliopsida, Poales, Poaceae. The coding region runs from base 38 to 1612 and encodes 524 amino acids. Gene Ontology annotation, biological process: transport.
CCCCCCCCCCCCCCCCCCCCCACACGCGCACGGCCUCAUGGCCGCCGACGCGGCGGCUGUCCGCGGCCUCCUCGCGCUCGCCGUCUCCGUCGCCGUCGCGGUGCUCCUCCGCCCCGGGGAGGCCUCGGUGCACGAGUACAGCGGCCUCGGCUUUCUCAACAAGGGCAAUGCCUUCAUCCUCCACGCCGGCAGCGAGGGCCUCUAUGCCCCCGCUUUCCCCACCAAUGCCACCGCGGAGGACGAGGAGGACGACACCGCGGCUGUGGCCGACGCCUUCAUUCGGUUUGACAAGAUUACUUUUAGGAGACCAGAGGAUGCUGGGACUAAUUCAGCAAAGGUUCAGAUAAUUGUCUUUGAGAUAGAAGACCGUGAAAUGAUUGGUGGAUCCGCAUAUGGAGGUCAGAAAGCAAUUUGCUGUACAUCCGAUCUUGCAAAGUUAGGAGCUUGCAUCGAAGGCUCCGUCAUCUACCGCCCAUCACAGGUGAACCCUGGCUGGCCACAGCUGCUUGUUGCUUCUUUUGAUGGAAGUGAUCUGAUUGCAACACUACCAUCAAGGACCAUUCCCAUAAGAAAAACCGGGAUGUACAAUUUGUAUUUUAUACACUGUGACCCGUCACUUGCUGGGCUGGAGAUUGAGGGGAAAACUAUAUGGAAAAAUCCUACUGGGUACCUUCCAGGUCGGAUGGCACCUCUUAAGAACUUUUUUGGACUGAUGUCUUUAGCUUUCGUUGUACUUGGUAUCUAUUGGUUCUAUCAGUACAUGAAGUUCUGGCGGGAGGUUCUUCCACUUCAGAACUGUAUUACUCUUGUCAUUACAUUGGGCAUGCUUGAGAUGGCAUUAUGGUAUUUUGAGUAUGCUGAGUUCAAUGAGACUGGAGUUCGGGCAAAGGCGAUCACAUUUUGGGCUGUAACAUUUGGGACUGUUAAAAGAACAGUUGCUCGUCUUAUUAUUCUUAUUGUCUCAAUGGGGUAUGGAGUUGUGAGGCCUACUUUGGGUGGUCUGACAUCAAAAGUGGUCAUGCUUGGAGGAACGUUCUUUUUAGCUACAGAAAUUCUUGAGCUGGUAGAAAAUCUAGGUGCUGUGAAUGAUCUAUCUGGAAAAGCUCGGCUGUUCUUGGUCUAUCCAGUGGCUAUUUUGGAUGCUGCAUUCAUUGUUUGGAUAUUUAUUUCUCUAUCCAAGACCCUUAGCCAACUUCAGGCAAGAAGGUUGAUGGCCAAACUUGACAUUUACAGGAAAUUCACGAUUGCAUUGGCUUUAACUGUUCUGGUAUCUAUUGGCUGGAUUGGAUAUGAGAUUUACUUCAAAUCAACAGAUGUGUUCAAUGAACGGUGGCAGUAUGCAUGGAUAAUUCCUGCUUUCUGGCAUGCUCUAUCAUUCUCACUUCUUUGCGUCAUCUCCUACCUGUGGGCACCUUCCCAGAGCUCAAUGAGAUUUACCAAUGAUGCAAGUGAAAAGUUUGACCGAGAAGACAGCCUAUCAUUAAUAAGACCAAGGCCCAUAGUUUCCAAGAAUGGUUGGAAUCUAUCUGCCUCCGGAGAUGCCAAAGCAACAAAGAGCAUGACCACCGUAACGUCUUUUGACGAAGACGACGAAGAAAACAAAAGGGAAUAAUGCAUCUGGUGUGGGAGAGAACAUUCCACCCACACCAGAUCCUUUGAAGUGGAUGCUAGAACAUUUUUGGUAUUUAGCAGAGGAUCGGCGGUGCUAAACUCUAGUCAUUGGGAUACGUCCAUGGAGGUUGAAGUUCAUUUCAGGCUAUUUUUUCACACGGUGCAUAGGGCUGUUUGCACCGCUGUAUGGAUGAUACAUGAUAGGAACAAUUCAUCUGUGGUAUUAUGAGGGAUGUAGAUUUCAUGUUGCUUGUAGUUUAUGUGAACACGAAGCGUGUCAGAAUGUCAGUAGAAAUGAAAUUGUAUUGCUUGAAUGUUGCUGGAAAUCUCCUUUACAGCCCGUUUGGCAACCAUCAUUUCAUUUUAUUUGGUAGAAAUGAAAUGAAAUCUAAUUUUUGAUA